AAAUCUCAACAUGGUAUCGAGAGCUUUUAUGAUCUUUGAGGGCAUUUGGAAUUUUUGCUUCUGCUGCUAGAAAGGCAAGGAGUCGUUAAAGCCUGUCACCUUUGAAGGCUUGUUUCUGCUUCUGCUGUUUGUUAAGAAAGACAAGAAGUUAUUAAAGCCUGUCAUCUUUGAGGGUUGCUUGUAGAGAAGACAACAACAACUCACCCCUGUGAGACUUCCAAACAAGCUUGGAUAAGCUGAAGGAGGAGUUUCAAGGAAGACGGUAUGCGAAGUGCAAGUCUGUCAAAGGUGAAGCUCAAUGCGAGUUGUAAAGUUGCGAGCUUGUUGAAGACAGUAAGCAAAGUGCGAGCCUGUCAAAGUGAGAGCCUGUCGAAUUGCAAGCCAAAGAGGCGGACAAUCUAAAUGCAAGCAUGAGUGGGUGCAAGCCGAAAAGGCGAACGGUCUAAAUGCAAGCUUGAAAGGUGCAAGCCAAAAAUGGCAGACUGAAGACAAACAAACUAUACUUGCAAGCUGUUUAUGCAAGAAGAAGCAAGAUUGUAAUGAGCAAGAGAACAAGGCAAUAUGUGUUGUCAACUAAGGCUGUGAAGGAGGAGAAGACUCCAUUUGCCAAGGUUGAAAAUGAAGUGCUUGAGCAGGGUCAGCUUUAACUGCCAAGCUUAAAAAAUUUUUGUUGAAUGAUUUGAAUUCGCAGCAUGGAGUCUAAGGAGAAGUAUUGAAAAUUGGCUUACCAUGCUGCUAUAAUAUCUCCGGAUGAAGUGUAUGCAGCUGCAGCACAAAUGUUACAAGGCUAUUUAACUAUAAUAUUUCCAGAUGAAGUACGUGUUAGUAAUUGUACAUGUUGCAGCACGUAUGCUUGUUGUAACAUCAAUGUUAUUUUUUAGUUUCAUUGUAAUCAAUCUAGUUGAAAAUGAACAAGCUGACGACAGCUUGAUAUAUUUCGGUAUUGAAUGACUAGGUUAGGUAGCUUGUUUGUGUGUACAAGCAAUAUUUAUCAAGUUACUUAAUGUUGUUAGGUAAUGUUAGGUGAUGUAGUUAGCUAUAAAUGUAUUAUUUUUCUUAUUGAAAAAUUAAGCAUAUCAAAACAUAUCAAUUAUUGCUUCCUUGCUGCACGUUUGUGAGCAAGUAAAUUUUUCUUGCUUCCUUGUUCUGUGUCCUGUAUUUCUUUCUUUGCUCUAUUUUCUUUUUUAUUGCUGUCAAAAAUCCCAACAAAAUUCAUGGAUUCUUAUUUUCUCCAAGCAAAGACAAUGUGUUUCAUAGUCUCAUUCAAGCUGGCUAAUAGGAGUAAACUUCUUUUAGCAAUGGUCGUCUACAAGCUUGAGGGUUUUUUGGAGUUUGUAACUUGUUCUUGUGUAUUUGAUCUCAUUUUGCUGCUCAAUGGUGGAAGGUGCGGGGUUCGUUUUUGUUUCAAGAAAUUUGUUUUUCGUGAUAGUUUGUUUUAAGAAUCUCGGGUGUUUUAGUGGUGAUAUGGUGUAGGUUACCGUCUGGGGUGUGGAGUUUUAGGUAAUUGUGAGACUGUACAAGCAUAAGAAUUGGUUUAUCGCUGACUGUUGGAUCUGUUUAUUUGGGUUUAAUAAAAUUUUAGAAAAAAAAACUAACUUGCGAGAAAACAGCCAUAUUAGUCUUAGAAGCCGAACGAGAGGAUAUCGUAGCGUCCUCUCUCUACAAUCGCGGGAAACAAACAGGAAAAAGUAACUAGAAAAAAAAAGAAAGGGAUAUAUUUAAAGCUUUUACAUUUUCUCUCGUACACUGGGAAAACGUCAGAUAUAUACUGCGUUUCAUUUUCAUAGCAGUCAGUCGUUUCCCAUGUUCCCCUCCUUGCUAACAGGAUGCUUUCAUGGAACCCAUCAUUGCUAACAAUUAACAGCUUUUAUUUAUUUAAUCAUUAAUUUUUUCCCACAUUGCAAGUUAGUUCUUUUAUGGCUUUGUCCUUUUCCUUUAAACAAAAUUAAUUUUAAAAAAAGAAAAGAAAUUUGUUUUACUCUGCCAAUAAAAAAGGGUUGGCUUUUGUUUUAUUUGACCAUCGAGGCAAAAGCUUGUUUUUCUUACAACAAUGAAGAACUGUGGUGAUUUAGUGGAUAACAAGUCGGCUAUAGUCGGUGGUGUUGGGGAUAUGUACAGUGAGGAUAGUGCCACAUUGGAUCAACCUAUCACCCCAUGGACUAUCUCUGUUGCUAGUGGGUAUUCAUUGAUGCGUGACCCACGGUAUAACAAAGGGCUUGCCUUCACUGAGAAAGAGAGAGAUGCACAUUACCUGCGUGGCCUUCUUCCCCCUAUUGUUCUCAGUCAGGAACUCCAGGAGAAGAAGAUGAUGAAUCUGAUUCGCCAAUACGAAGUUCCUUUGCAUCGAUACAUGGCAAUGAUAGGUCUUCAGGAGACUAAUGAACGACUCUUUUACAAGCUUCUCAUUGAUAACGUGGAAGAACUGCUUCCAGUUGUGUACACUCCAACAGUGGGUGAGGCUUGCCAAAAAUAUGGCAGCAUUUUCAGGCACUCUCAGGGUCUUUACAUCAGUUUGAAAGAGAAGGGGAAGAUUCUUGAAACACUGAAAAACUGGCCCGAGAGAACUGUUCAAGUCAUUGUUGUGACUGAUGGUGAGAGAAUUUUGGGACUUGGGGAUCUUGGUUGCCAGGGAAUGGGCAUACCUGUAGGAAAACUUGCUCUAUACACAGCUCUCGGUGGAGUCCGUCCUUCACUAUGCUUGCCUAUUACUAUUGAUGUUGGAACAAACAACGAGAAGUUGUUAAAUGACGAGUUUUAUAUCGGACUUAGGCAAAAGAGGGCUACUGGAGAGGAAUAUGAUGAACUUCUACAAGAGUUCAUGUAUGCAGUGAAACAGAAUUAUGGAGAGAAAGUUCUAAUACAGUUUGAAGAUUUUGCAAACCACAAUGCAUUUGAACUAUUGGCAAGAUACAGUUCUUCUCAUCUCGUUUUCAAUGACGAUAUACAGGGUACAGCAGCAGUGGUUCUGGCUGGGCUUCUUUCAGCCCUGAGACUACUAGGUGGAACUCUCGCCGACCAUAAGUUUUUGUUCCUGGGUGCUGGUGAGGCCGGAACUGGUAUAGCUGAUCUCAUUGCUCUUGAGAUUUCAGAGCAGAACGGAAAACCAAUCGAGGAGAACCGCAAGAACAUUUGGCUCGUAGACUCAAAGGGAUUAAUCGUUAGCUCUCGCAAGGAAUCACUUCAAGACUUCAAGAAACCUUGGGCACAUGAGCAUGAACCUAUCACAGGACUCAUAAAUGCUGUCAAGGCAAUCAAGCCAACUAUCUUGAUUGGAACAUCUGGAGUAGGAAAACAAUUCACAAAGGAGGUUGUUGAGGACAUGGCAUCAUUCAAUAAGGUUCUUUACAUAUAUAUAUAUAUAUAUAUAUAUAUUUCUCUUAGGUCAUCUCAACUGAGUUUUAUAGUAAUCCUGAUGGCUGACUUGCAGACACCUCUUAUCAUGGCUCUAUCAAACCCUACAUCACAAGCUGAGUGUACAGCAGAAGAAGCAUAUACAUGGAGUGAGGGUCGUGCAAUCUUUGCCAGUGGAAGCCCGUUUGAUCCCUUUGAAUAUGAAGGCAAAACCUUUGUGCCUGGCCAGGCAAACAAUGCUUACAUUUUCCCUGGAUUUGGUUUGGGUGUGAUAAUGGCUGGUUCAAUUCGUGUUCAUAAUGGCAUGCUUUUAGCAGCCUCCAAAGCUUUGGCUUCACAAGUGACAGAGGAACACUACGAGAAGGGAAUGAUUUACCCACCACUCACCAAUAUCAGAAAGAUAUCAGCCAAUAUUGCUGCUAAAGUUGCUGCCAAGGCAUAUGAACUCGGUCUGGCUUCUCAUCUUCCUCAGCCUGAGGAUCUUGUUGAAUCUGCUGAGAAAUGCAUGUACAGCCCUGUCUACAGAAGCUACCUUUGAAAUUUUGUAGCAGUGUUUUAUUUUAUUUUAGCAUUUAACCCAGUUUUGUGUUAUCCCAUUUUCCUUUAUUUAUUGUUUGCCCCCCCCCCCCCCCCCCCAAAAGUUUUAUAAUCUCUCUAGUUCUCGAGAUUCCUGUAGGAAUUAUUGAUUUAUGUUUUAUUUGGUUUAUAAUUUUCAUUUUGUUCAAUAAAGAAUAAUAACAUUUAGUCUUCU
Molecule: messenger RNA, 4102 nt
Organism: Gossypium arboreum
Lineage: Eukaryota; Viridiplantae; Streptophyta; Magnoliopsida; Malvales; Malvaceae
Product: NADP-dependent malic enzyme-like
Exons: 17
Coding region: 2051-3889 (612 amino acids)
Biological process (GO): malate metabolic process; pyruvate metabolic process
Cellular component (GO): chloroplast
Molecular function (GO): NAD binding; malate dehydrogenase (decarboxylating) (NADP+) activity; malate dehydrogenase (decarboxylating) (NAD+) activity
Source: RefSeq, a predicted model, not a curated record